This is a messenger RNA of Cataglyphis hispanica, 5809 nucleotides long. Its product is annotated as fatty acid synthase-like. Gene Ontology annotation, molecular function: fatty acid synthase activity; 3-oxoacyl-[acyl-carrier-protein] synthase activity. The record is from RefSeq and is a predicted model, not a curated record. Gene Ontology annotation, biological process: fatty acid biosynthetic process. NCBI's taxonomy places the organism in Eukaryota, Metazoa, Arthropoda, Insecta, Hymenoptera, Formicidae.
UUGAAAAUUAGUUUUUUUCAAAUUUUGACCAUAACUCUUGAACGGAUCAACCUCCGGUUUAGGCAAACGAAAAGUUUGCCUUCUUUGUCGCAAACUGGAGAUUGAUAUAUUCUUUUUUUAAGCCCUUUCAAACAAUAUACUACAAUAUGGAGUGAAACUUUUGAGUUGGUGUCCCUCUAGGAGGGACUUCUUUGCAGAGAUAAUUCCCCCAAUCCCAUUAAGGGAAACCAACGUAACAGCUGAAAAAAAUCUAUUUUUAACAAUUUUUUUCUGGUAAAUAAUGGUUUUUUUUUCAAAUUACAUUAUUAACAUCACAAAGUAUAGAGAUUGAACUAUCUUUUGUGAAAUUUUUGUUACAAAUUAUUAAUAAUAAUAUUUAUAGUUAUAAAAGCCUAUAUUGUGAGUAAUCUUAAAAAAAAAACGGACGCAUUCAUAACGAGGCAACAAAAACUCUAAAACAAAAAUAAACAAACAUUUUCUUAAAAUAUAAGACAAUAGCUUCAGUAAUACGUAUGGAAUUUUUGAUUAAAUAAUUUGUUCUUUUGUAAUGUUAAAAAAUAGAGAUCAAUAUCUCAUUAAUUUUGGUACUUUUUUCUUCAACAGUCUGUCAUUUUUUUUGUAUCAAAUAACUUUUCAAAUCCAUACGUGCAACUGAAGCUAUUGUUUUAUAUUUAAUGAAAAUGUUUGAUUUUUUGCUUCAGAGUUUCCAUUGACUCACUAAGCGUGCGCCCGUUUUUUUCUAAAGCGACUUGCACUAUUGGCUAUUGUAGUUAUAAAUAUUAAUAUUUUUUAACAAAAAUUUCACAAAAAGUAGUUUAAAUUAUGUACUUUGUGAUGCUAAUAAAGUGAUUUGAAAAAAAAAAUCAAUUAUUUAUAAGAAAAAAAUUCUUAAAUAUAGUUUUUUUGAUCUCACACUGAAUUCCCUUCCUUAAAAAAAAAGUAGUCUCUCAAAAUGAUCGAUAUGUAUUUUGCAGUUUUUCAUAAUUUUGAACCGUUCCCGAAAUAUAGAUGACGGAGACAGGCUUUAUAGACAUCUUAUACAUGUAAUUCUCAAAUAAAGUUGUGAUAUCUCUUUUCAGAAUUAUUUGAAUUUGUAAAAGAUGGAAAAUAACAAGCGAUUCAAUCCAUAUGUCAGUGUUGAUGCUGAAGAAGAAAUAGUUAUCUCUGGUAUUGCCGGAAAAUUUCCUAAUUGUGAAAAUAUAAAAGAAUUUCAAGAUAAUAUUUUCAAUAAAAUGGAUCUUGGUUCGAGCUAUAAUCAACGCUGGACUAACUAUAUCUAUAAAAUGCCUGCUCGAAUAGGAAAAAUGAACAAUAUAGAAAAAUUUGACUCUGAAUUCUUUAACAUAUCGACCGAAGAAGCUCAUGUACUUGAUCCUGGAUGCAGAAUGUUACUUGAGCAUACCUAUGAAGCAAUUAUUGAUGCGGGUGUAAAUCCCGCAGAACUGCAAGGAACAAAUACGAGCGUUAUCACAGCAAUAAGUGUUUCUGAUACAUUUAUAGAUUUGCCAUACGAAAAGCUUCAAAUUGCUGGAUUACCCAUUCUUGGAUGCUCUAAGAAUAUGAUAGCAAGCAAAAUUUCUUAUUGGCUCGGCGUUACUGGUCCGGCGUACAAUAUAGAUACUGCAUGCAGCUCGAGUCAUUUCGCAAUGGUGGAAGCUUACAGGAUGAUUCGAUCUGGCAUUUGCGAAGCGGCUAUUGUCGCUAGCAUAAAUAUAUGCAACAAUCCGUCUGUCACUCAUCAGUUUUUUUGCCUGGGAGUUCUAUCUACUGAUGGUUAUUGUAAACCUUACGAUGAAGAAGGUAAUGGUUAUAUGCGUAGUGAUUCAGCUGCAGUAAUGUACUUACAAAAAGCAAAAGAUGCAAGAAGAAUUUAUGCGACUUUUGUCUAUGGAAAAACCAACUGCGAUGGUUUUAAAGAAGAAGGAAUUACCUUUCCAUCAUUUGACAAACAAAAAAUGUUAUUGGAAGAAGUUUACGAAGAUUGCGAUAUUUCGCCUCUUGAGUUAUUUUACAUAGAGGCUCAUGCAACUGGUACUCUAGCGGGCGAUCCUGUGGAACUUCGAGCCAUAGAUGAAGCUUUAUGCGCUAAAAGACAACUACCUUUGUUAUUGGGUUCAAUAAAGUCGAAUAUUGGACAUUCAGAAGCUACUAGCGGUCAUUGUCAAAUUGCAAAGGUUUUAAUAGCGAUGGAAACUGGUAUACUAGCAUCUACUAUACAUUUUAAACGUCCACGAAAGAAUAUGACGGCUAUCAUUGAAGGAAGAGUAAAAAUAAUCACUGAACCGACAGAAUAUAAGGAUGGUUAUAUCGGUAUUAAUUCCUUCGGAUUUGGCGGUGCUAAUUGCCACAUAUUACUGAAACCAAAUCCAAAAAUUAAAAUCAACAAUGAAGAAGACAAUAAUUUACCUAGACUUGUAGUUAUUUCUGGAUGUACGGAGGAAGCGGGUAAAAUUAUAUUAGAUGACGUACAGAGUCGGUCGAUAGAUGUAGAAUAUAUCUCUCUGCUACAUCGUAUUCAUAAUGACAAUAUAAAAGGACAUUCCUACAGAGGAUACAUUAUUGCUGGAUCUAAUUGUAACGAUAAUGCAAUAAUUAAAAUAGAACGCAACGUAUGUACGAAAAGACCGAUUUGUUUCAUAUUUUCGGGACUUGGAUCUCAGUGUUUUAACAUGGGUCGAGCUUUAAUGAAAUUUCCAGCAUUUAUUAAAGCGAUCCAGAAAUGCGACACAAUUUUAAGACCUUACAAUAUAUCGGUGACAGAUAUAAUAAUAAAUAAAAACAAAGAUAUUGUCGACAAUGUAGUCCAUUUAUUCGUAGGCCUUAUUGGGUUACAGAUCGGAAUAAUUGAUCUUUUAACAAGCAUUGGUAUCACUCCUGAUAUUAUAAUGGGUCAUUCCAUUGGCGAAUUAAUCUGUGGAUAUGUCGAUGGAUGCUUGACGGCUGAUGAAACAAUCAUGUUGGCAUAUUAUGUCGGCUUAGCAUUUAAGUCAAAAAUAAUAGAUGGCUUAAUGGCUGAAAUUAAUCUCAAUUUCGAAAUUAUGAAAAAUAUCUGUCCAUCGGAUAUUGAUGUAGCUUGUUACAAUAAUUUAUAUAAUUCUAUUGUAAGUGGACCAAAGAACUCUGUAAGAACAUUUCUCGCCAAGUUACAGAAUGAAAAUAUUUCUGUAAAAGAAAUUUCAUUCGGAAGUAUACCUUUUCAUAGUCGUUACGUCGAGCCGGCAAGAGUUAAACUUUUGGAAUACUUGAAUCAAAUAUUGCCGCAACAGGUGUCUCCAAGUUCAAAAUGGUUGAGUGUGAAUGAAUCUUAUGAAUGGUUCAAUACAUCUCCAAAAUUAAGUCUAGCAAAAUAUUAUGCACACCAUCUGCUAGCUCCAGUAUUAUUCUCAAAAAGUCUGCGCUUUAUUCCAAACAAUGCAGUGACAAUUGAGAUAGCAUCGCACAACAUUCUACAAUAUAUUCUUAAUGAUUCCUUAGAAACAACAGUGACAAAUGUCGCGUUAGAACAAUUUUCUCACAAACCAAAUAUUGAAACAUUUUUGCAUGGAAUUGGAAAACUUUAUAAUGCAGGAUUACAGCCAAAAAUCGCAAAUUUAUAUCCGGAAGUUAAAUUUCCUGUAAGUCGUGGUACACCAAUGAUUUCUCAUCUUAUACGAUGGGAUCAUUCCAAAGAUUGGUAUAUAUUUCGUUAUACUGGGAAAAAAACAAUUGACAAAGGGGAAGUAAUUGUUACUAUUGAUGUUUCCGAAGAAGAAUUUAUAUAUAUGACUGGACAUGUCAUUAAUGGAAAAAAUUUAUUACCUGCGACGGGUUAUCUUUUACUUAUAUGGCAAAUGGUUGGCUGGUUAAAAAAACAAUAUUAUAUCGAUAUACCAAUUGUAUUUGAAGAUGUCAAUUUUCUACGUUCUACAAUAUUACCAAAACAAAGUUCGAUCGAUUUAACUCUUAUGAUGCAAAAGGGUAGUAACAAAUUCGAAAUAAUUGAAGGAAACAAUACUGUCGUUACUGGAACAGUACGAAUUCCAAUUAAUAUUGAAGACGAGAAAAUAUGUACUACAUUUAUUGAUCGAAAUGACAAUGAUGAAGAGGUGAUGAGUACGAAAGAUAUCUAUAAAGAAUUGAAGCUUCGUGGUUAUCAAUAUACCGGCGAAUUUCGUGGACUAAAAAGCGCGUCAAUUAGGGGAAAGAAUGGUCACAUUGUCUGGACUGACAACUGGGUAACAUUUAUGGAUAACAUGUUACAGAUGAUGUUUUUAGGACUGAAUUCGAGAAGUCUUUUUGUACCAACAAGAAUUCGUAAAGUAGUAAUCGAUCCAGAAUCUCAUAUAAAACAAAUCGAAAAGCUUCCAAAUGAAGAGAAACAAGUUCUUGUACAAAAUUAUAAGCAUUUAAAUGCUUUAAUAUCCGGAGGAAUUGAAAUAAGCGGCAUUUUGGCUACAGUUAUAUCUCGCCAACAAAGGGCAAUUGAUCCCGUUCUCGAAGAAUACAAGUUUGUCGCUCAUCAAGAUUUAGAUCUAAUGUCCUUAGAGGAUACAACAAGAAUGUCCGUGCACAUUGCGCUCGAGUGUUACAAUAUGAUAAACGUAAAAAUCAUGGAAUUUGUAGAGGAUAGCGAUCAAGUGAUGCCGGAGAAUUUGAAUUGUUUAUUUGUGAAUAAAGUUCUGGAAGAUUUACCGCAAAUUCAACCCUAUAUCAAACUAGUAGCAACACACGAGCGAUUCAAAGAUAUCACUUUGUCUGACAAUAUUUCUACAAUAGAAUUUGAUAAACUGACAAAAAGUGAAAAUUAUUUGAUGAUUAUAGGUUACAAAAUUUUAACAAAAAAUAAACACGAAUUAUAUGAACGAUUAUUAUCUGUCAUAAUGCCAAAGGGAUUUUUUCUAACAUUCGAAGAGUUGGAUGCUAUCUACGACUACUCAUGUCUGGAUAAGUAUGGAUUAAAAGUAAUUUUGGAGAAACGCACCAACGACAAGACAAUUAUAUUAUUAAGAAAAAUACAUGAUAUUGAAAGGAAUCAACAGAUUGUGCAUAUAAAUAAUUAUGAAUUCUCAUGGAUAGACAGGCUUAAAUCAUUCAUGAACAUUGAAAAUGAAACUAGGAGAAUUAUAGUCGUCGCAGAAGGGGACUUUGAAUGCGGACUAAUCGGCCUUGUAAAUUGUUUGCGAAAAGAACCGGGCGGUAAAAUGAUUAGAGGUGUAUUUAUUCAAGAUAAAGAUGCACCUACUUUUUUAUUGCAAGAACCGUUAUAUAUAAGCCAGCUACAAUUGGAUUUACCCAUCAAAGUUAUACGUUCCAGAAGCAUUUGGGGUUCUUACAGACAUUUUCCAUUACCAUUACCCCAACCAAAACUCGUAAAGAGUGCUUAUGUUUCUCAAAUGGUGCGAGGUGAUCUCAGCACUUUUUGUUGGAUGCAAAGCAUGAUACCUUUGGUCAACAAUGAUGAAGAAAAUCUGGUAAAAAUAGUCUAUGCGUCUAUUAAUUUUAGAGAUGUCAUGACAGCUAACGAAAUUAUUGCAAAAAUCGCAAAAUACAAUUUUUAUAUUCAGUUUAACUUGUUCUACACAACUGCUAGUGAUACAGUUAUGCUUAUACGCAUCAGUGUAUGUAUGUGUUACGUCCUGUCGACUCCACGAUUUCUUCCUUCCACGAAGAUGCAGCAAUGAUUGUCGAUUGAUGAUAAAAAUGAAUCGUUCAACAAACAGAGCACCUUGCGCCACAUCUUAAACACUUAUUGUUAGUCACUUGUUGAUAAUUAUGUUUACAAUUAAUCGUGAGAAAGACGCAAAAAAUUGGUGAUGAACGACGCUGGUCU